This is a messenger RNA of Trachymyrmex septentrionalis, 1675 nucleotides long. Its product is annotated as diphthine methyltransferase. Lineage: Eukaryota; Metazoa; Arthropoda; Insecta; Hymenoptera; Formicidae. The transcript has 4 exons. The record is from RefSeq and is a predicted model, not a curated record. The coding region runs from base 476 to 1588 and encodes 370 amino acids. Gene Ontology annotation, molecular function: protein binding.
GUAUUCAUAGUCGAUUCUUAUUUCAAGACCAUCUUAAGUAAUGUCUUAAGACGUUAAUGCAGCCCUCUGAUUAGUUCUGACUUCUUAAGAUCAUACUUAAAACGGUCUUGAAUAUAAGAUCUGACUGUAAAUAUCGGCUUGAAAGUGGGCUCGAAAUACGGUGUAUGAAUGUGUAGUAUGUGUGUAGUAGACGUGUGGUCUGUUUAUCACGUGACAGUCAAUACUUCCCAACUUUCCCCGCAAGGCGUGAUGGCACUAAAAUCACAUCUGCCGAAUUUUCCAUUGGUUUUCCUAAAGUGUCUCAAGCCUACUUUUUUGUGACCGGCCGCUUGAGUUUGAUCUUAUUUAUUAUUUCGUGUUGAGACUGUUAAGAGUAACCUUAAUCAAAGUUUCGCUAAACUGCAGUUAAAAUCAAAAUUGGUAAAACGGUCCAGAACAGACGAAGGGAGAUUGACUAGAUAAUUGACAGAAAGAAAUGGCAGAAGACGAAAUACAUGUACGUACAUUGGCUACAUUUGAUACAAAAUUUCCAGCAGACACCGUCGAAUGGUGUCCUAUAGAGCCAUAUCGAAAUGUAUUAACAUGUGGAACAUAUAAAUUAAAUAAAAAUGAACCUAACACAAAAUCUACAUAUAGACAGGGGCAAAUCUUAUUGUUGCAUAUAACAAAUGGUGGAGAAUUAGAAUUGCUGCAACAAGUAUGCACUUCAGCUAUAUUGGAUAUGAAAUGGUUACAUGUCAUAGAUAUUGUAGAAACUCGAAUAUUACUCGCAGUUGUCGAUUCCAUGGGAUACUUACAAAUUUAUCAACUGAGAAACGAUGGAAAAAGAAUAGAAUUUAUUACUAAGUUAAAAGUAAAUGAUGAAGAGAAUGUCAUGGCGUUAUCUCUAGAUUGGUCCAGAAGAAACAGCUCUGCCUCUGAUCCUAUCAUUAAUACAAAUAUUCUUGUGAGCGACAGUGCAGGAUAUAUCUCUCGUUUUACGUGGGCUGAAACGGGUGAUUUAACGAAAGAUUUUACAUGGCCCGCUCACAAGUUCCAUGCGUGGAUUGUCGCCUUUGAUUAUUGCAAUCCAUUAAUUUUUUAUUCUGGUGGCGAUGACAAUAGAUUCCUAUGUUUUGAUAGCAGAACUGGAUCUCAUCCUGUAGUUGAAAAUAAGAAAUAUACUGCCGGUGUUACUAGCAUCCAUAGUAAAAAAUUCUUACUCGCAACCGGAAGUUACGAUCAGAAUGUAAGAUUGUGGGAUAAGAGAAAUUUCGCUCGACCAGUAUCGACGAUUUGUCUCGAUGGUGGAGUCUGGCGUUUAAAAUGGGAUCCGUUUACUCAUCAAUACUUGCUCGCCGCCUGUAUGCACAAUGGUUUCAAGAUCAUUAAUCAUGAUAUAUUAUCAUCUGUCGUUGUCAAUUAUAAAGAGCAUAAAGGUUUAUCGUAUGGCUGUGACUGGUCAUUCUUAAAACAGUUGGAUAUUUCGAAUUUAAACAUAUCUAAUGGAGACACCUUGAUGAGCACUUGUUCCUAUGAAGAUUGUCUCCUUAAAGUAUCUGUAAUUGAUUUUUGGCCGGAUAAACGUAUUGACGAAAAAGAUUAUUAAUAUGGAUAAGAUGAAGGAUAUUCCUGAAUAAACAUUAUAACAUAUUUUAGAUUUAGUAUUUCAUAAUUUAUAUAUGCUUAUUUAUAU